AAAGAAGGAAGAGUUAAAAAGGUGUCCAAAUUCAAGAACCAAACAUCCCUUUCCCUGCCCCCUCCCACUCAUUUUUCUUCCAAAAAAUCUUCAACAUAAAAGCAUUACUUUUGCUCAAAUCUUCCAAAACACCACAAAAAAAAUAAAAAAGAUGCAUAGAUCUUCAAGUAACACAAGAGUGGCAGAUGAUUUUUACAGAAAUUCAUCAUCUUUUUUCUCUUCUCCUGCAUCUACUGAUGGUGAAAACAUUGCCAAUAAUGCAAAUACAAAUGGAAAUCUUCCGAUGUAUAGCCCUGGAUCUCACCCUGCUAAAAAGGAAAAAUCUCGUCUUAGAUCCGCUGAAAAUGCCAUUCAUCUCAUUCCUCUUGUUCUUGUUCUUUGCGCUGUUAUCCUCUGGUUUUUCUCCAACCCUGUUGAAGUUGUGAGUGUCAAGCCUGGUUCGGUUGGUGCAAAGAUUGAAGGUUUGCACGAGGCUGUUGGUGUUGAUGGCACUCAAAACCGAGUGCACUUGGAGCUUGAAGAUCACGAUUUAUUGCAUCAUCAUCAGCGCCAGCAGCACCAAACUGUUGAGAAGAAGCGCCUAAUAUGAAUGGAGACAUCUGAAUCUUUUGGCAAUUUUCUAACUCAUGAAGAUGAAGAGAACCAGCUUAACCUCUGUUUUGAAGGAUAGUCUAGAGAAAUGCAGUAUGUAGACAGUAGACUCAAUUACUUUAGAUGAGGGAGUGUUUGUCAUCAUCUGUAUUGCAGCUGAGAAUGUAGGUUAAUAUACAUAUAUAGAUGACAAAAAAAAACUGUAUAAAAUAUGUGACAAAAACAGCUUGAUUGCGACUGUAAUAAGAAUAAGAUAGUUAUAUAUGCAUGUCUAAUAUAAUUUGUGAGUAUAUAUCUUGACUA
Molecule: messenger RNA, 894 nt
Organism: Beta vulgaris subsp. vulgaris (sugar beet)
Lineage: Eukaryota; Viridiplantae; Streptophyta; Magnoliopsida; Caryophyllales; Amaranthaceae
Exons: 2
Coding region: 152-589 (145 amino acids)
Source: RefSeq, a predicted model, not a curated record